UAAAGCUGAGCAGAGACAGGCCAGAUCCCCCGGAGAAGUCAUGCUUUCGGGAGAUGCGGAGUCAUCUGUGAAAAAGCCUUUGGGGAGCUCUCUCUGGGAACACUCGUGGCUCUUGUGAGGAAAGGGCUGCGAGGCUUGGGUGAUUGGACGGCUGGGCUGCAGCUAUGGACCGAGAGCUGGCCCAGGCCCGCAUCCUUGCUGAGCCUGCCCAAGUGUGGCUGCUCCCACCAUGGGCUCCUCAGUGUACAUCACAGUGGAGCUGGCCAUCGCCGUACUGGCCAUCCUGGGCAACGUGCUUGUGUGCUGGGCCGUGUGGAUCAACAGCAACCUGCAGAAUGUCACCAACUUCUUCGUGGUGUCGCUGGCGGCGGCUGACAUCGCAGUGGGUGUGCUCGCCAUCCCUUUCGCCAUCACCAUCAGCACCGGCUUCUGUGCCGCCUGCCACGGCUGCCUCUUCUUCGCCUGCUUUGUCCUGGUCCUCACGCAGAGUUCCAUCUUCAGCCUCUUGGCUAUUGCCGUUGACCGAUACAUCGCCAUCCGCAUCCCGCUCCGGUACAAUGGCUUGGUGACAGGGACAAGGGCGAAGGGCAUCAUUGCAAUUUGCUGGGUGUUGUCAUUUGCCAUCGGCCUGACUCCCAUGCUGGGCUGGAACAACUGCAGUCAGCUUAAGGAAGGCGGGAACGGCACGCGGGCCUGCGGUGAGGGCCAGGUAGCCUGUCUGUUUGAGGACGUGGUCCCCAUGAACUACAUGGUCUACUACAACUUCUUUGCUUUCGUGUUACUGCCCCUGCUGCUCAUGCUGGGAAUCUACUUGCGGAUUUUUCUGGCGGCCCGGAGACAGCUGAAACAGAUGGAAAGCCAACCUCUGCCGGGAGAGCGGACCCGGUCCACGCUGCAGAAGGAGGUCCACGCUGCCAAGUCCCUGGCCAUCAUCGUGGGGCUCUUUGCCCUCUGCUGGUUGCCACUGCACAUCAUCAAUUGCUUCACCUUCUUCUGCCCCACAUGCCAACACGCCCCGCCGUGGCUCAUGUACCUGGCCAUCAUCCUGUCCCACAGCAAUUCCGUCGUCAACCCCUUCAUCUAUGCCUACAGGAUCCGUGAGUUCCGCCAGACCUUCCGGAAGAUAAUCCGAACCCAUGUCCUGAGGCGACAGGAACCCUUCAAAGCCGGGGGUUCCAGUGCCUGGGCCUCAGCGUCUCACAGCACUGAGGGAGAACAGGUCAGCCUCCGCCUCAAUGGCCACCCCCUGGGGGUAUGGGCCAAUGGCAGUGCCCCCCAUUCUGGACGGCGGCCGCCCAAUGGCUACACCCUGGGGCUGGUGAGUGGAGGGAGUACCCAAAGAUCUCCCGGGGAUGUGGAGCUUCUUAGCCAAGAACACCAGGAAGGAAGCCAAGAGCACCCUGGUCUAAGGGAUCACCUGGCCCAGGGCGGAGCAGGGACAUCCCCAUGGUCCUCAGAGUUUGCCCCUUCCUGAGGGAAAGAACUCUUUAUCUUUUUGGUUGGCUGGACCAAUCUCACUAAGAGAAGAAGAAAAAAAAAAAAAAAAAAAAAAAAGAAAGAAAGAAAGAAAGAAAAACAAAAAAGACCAUGCCAGGAAACUCACUGGGUAGCUGGUUCCCACUUUGAACUAAGAGGGAACAUCAAGCUGAAGCCGC
This is a messenger RNA of Acomys russatus (golden spiny mouse), 1655 nucleotides long. It is a transcript of the gene Adora2a, whose product is annotated as adenosine A2a receptor. Gene Ontology annotation, biological process: G protein-coupled adenosine receptor signaling pathway; adenylate cyclase-activating G protein-coupled receptor signaling pathway. The transcript has 2 exons. Lineage: Eukaryota; Metazoa; Chordata; Mammalia; Rodentia; Muridae. The record is from RefSeq and is a predicted model, not a curated record. Gene Ontology annotation, cellular component: membrane. The coding region runs from base 230 to 1474 and encodes 414 amino acids. Gene Ontology annotation, molecular function: G protein-coupled adenosine receptor activity.